This is a messenger RNA of Babjeviella inositovora NRRL Y-12698, 2269 nucleotides long. It is a transcript of the gene PEA2, whose product is annotated as Pea2p. The record is from RefSeq and is a predicted model, not a curated record. Bases 199 to 1953 code for a protein of 584 amino acids. NCBI's taxonomy places the organism in Eukaryota, Fungi, Ascomycota, Pichiomycetes, Serinales. The transcript has a single exon.
CUUCCACACAACCUUACAGUCCCGCUUUCUGACCAAAAUCCUCUUCAGAUACAUUUCACGUACAGCUUUGAAUAGUUAUUUGAUACGGGCCCUGCUUACUACCAGACUCGUAUCAGCGGCUAAUUUGACGCCAGCAGAAAGCAUCCACUUUUCCUAACCGCCUUUGCUCCUUACUUCCCGAUCGCCAAAGCUUGCCGCAUGUCAAACCCGGUAGCACCAUCGGGCUUGUUUUUUAUCACAAACUCGCCGUUUCAAGUGGGCUGUCCAGAUCCGGUGCCUGUGGAGGAUGAAACACUGAUGUGUGCCUCCUUGAAACAAGACUAUACAGAGAACCUGGUAAUUGAAGAGAAUACGUCAAUGUACUCCGAAGUAUACGAACCUCUCAAUCGGGAGCUUCUUGACGGACAUUUGCUUGACAUUACUGAGCGGAGCUUGCGCGAAGCCCCGGACCAACUACUAUCCAAUAAGCUCCGUGCUGAACUUUCUGUGGACGACUCCCACGCCAACGUCAUGGAGCUCCGCUUGCUAAUUGAACACUCAUUGAUACAGAAGACACCGACUGAUGGUUACCGGGAUCUCUCGCAAAUCCUCUCUCUAGGCGAGCUUGAUGAGCUCAAGAAACGCAUUUCCAAGAGCAAACUCGCCUGUGCCAAGCUUGAAAAGCGGAUCGCUAUCGUCAUUGAGCUUCUCACUUCACCCCAUUCCGACGUAACCCAGCUAACACAUCUCAGAGCCACCUACGACGCGAUCCACAAACGUAUAAGAGAGGUUACAACAAAGAUAGAAAGCGACACUUUGAAGCUCAAUAACCACCACUUCUCGUGCUUGUCUCUUGGCUACAUUGAUAAAUUACACAUACAUAACGACAGUCAUGGCAUUAUCGGCCCUGCUACCAAAAACUACGAUGUUAGUGAUAGCUUCGCCAACAAGAGUUACUCACUGCGCACCCCCGGCCAAGGCAGAUCCAGUGUGAUACUCGAUGGGUUGUUUGCGCACAUUGCCGGUUUAGCGGUACAGCGAGGGCUUCCUUUGCCAGCACCCGAAGAUAACGACGCGAGUUCUCCAGGAAAGGUAGCCUGGGUGCAGAAAUGCAUCGACAGCAUUAUUGCGACAGGGGCCCCAGCAGUCCCCCCAACCCAGUUCUUCGACGGUGCAUCAGCCUUACAGACAUCCUCCAGAAAUAACAGCUACGACACUCCGAGCACAGACUCGGCAGAUGGCCCUCUUCCUCCGUCAGCCAGUACCGCUGCCAGCUACUACGACGACCCAACCGGAUUCUUUCCGCAUCAUGAAAACACCUCCUUCACUUCUGAUGUCCCGGUAGAAAACCCUGGAAAACUGAUAGUAGAACUUAAAACAGCGUUGAAGGACCUCCAGUUUGCCCACCAGUACCUAGUAUCGUCUUUUGAAACGGAGCGCAAAAAGUUUGACGUGACAGUGAAGGAAUACAAGACGAAAAAUGAAGUGAUGCAGCAGAAAUUGCAACAGACGAAUAAGGCUUUGAAGGUUUCCACCAAGAAGUCAAUCAAGACCGAAAUUGAGCGUUCCGAGUUGGAGACAAAGUUUGGAGGCGCCUCGGAAGAGGUGCAUGAUUUGAGAAAGCAGUUGUACAACCUCCGGUUAGACAGCAUGGGCUAUAAUUUGUCGAACGGUGUUAAGAGCAGCCCUAGCUUGCCCAAGUCUCCUGUUUCCAAUGGCUUUAAGUCCGGCAGCAUUGAUAACCUCUUGUCUCCGUCCUAUGGCCGCGAGCCUGGCACACCCCUCACCACUGGAGUUCCGUUUUCGCCUACUGUCUCUGCCAUGAGCGAUCUGACGAGUGUGGGGAUUUUGCGUCUGGAGUUUAAGAAGAUGCUUGCGGAGAUGGAGGAGAAGUAUGAGACGCAAUUGGAAAUGGAACGAACUGAGAGAAAGAAGGUGGAGAGACAGUUGUACGAGCAACAACAAAGAAAUUAGGCAUCUCCUCCAGAAGUCUACCCGAAUAGAACGAUCUCACUCCUUCCCAAUUAGAAUCUCGAAACUGUCCAGUUGUUACUGCAAACAUUACCCUCGUUUAGUUUGGCGCCAUCUUUCCUUAAUGAACUCAGCUCGUUUUCCAACAACCCACCUAGCUGUUACUUUAUUCCACCGAGUACUGGCGUUAUAUGGAAAAUACGACCCAACGUUUAAUCUACCCCUGCGAUUUUCUAUUUUAAGCAGCGUUUUACGUAUGUUGCAUCUUCUGUAUUUUAUAUUAUAGACUUUUGGCGUUAAUUAUAAAAUAAAUACGCGU